AUGGCGAGUAACGAGCUUGCUGAUGCUUUCGAAUCCACGGGUCUGUUGAUUCCUGAGCCCGAAGGUCCUGAAGAUGUACUGGACGAAUUGUCUUUUGCCAUCACAAAUGAUGUGAUUUAUGGAAUCCUUCACGACCUAUUGUUAGAGACGCAUCGUGAAGCAAAAACCGAGAGAGCCGCGUCCGCAGCUGUAAUUGUCAAGCAGAAAGCUUUGAAAGAUAAUCCACAUCUAGCUGAUGAUGCCUCGCCUGAUAUUUUGCCAGUGAAAAUAGAAACCAAGGCUGCGGGAGCCCUAUAUAAAGAUGGUAAUGUCUACCUAGUGGAGAAUCCUCUCAAAGCCACAUCAGAAAUAGUUUGCCCUAAGUGUGGCCUCCCACGUCUUCUCCACCCAACUACUGGCAAGGGGGCCAAGGCACCUAAGCCAGGAGUAGAGUAUUGCAAGAAAAAACCAUUUAUAGACAAGGAUUACUAUGAUAUUCAUGGACAAACCUUUGUUCCCAAAGGUCCCGGACGUGGUAGAAAGAAAGAGGAUAUGUUUGACCCCGUUAUGCAACAACUUAAGGCAGGAAUUCUAGGCGGAAGUCAAGAUCCAGACGGCUCAUCACCACCACCUACUCAGCUCAAAGAGCCCCAUGCUAAAUGUAUUAACUGUGGUGGCUUCCAGGCAGCGAGUCGAAUGAACAAACACAUGUCAAAGUGUAUCGGUGGUCUCAGUCGUGAGUCGGCUCGAAAUGCCAAGUCAAAGAUGAUUAAUGGGAACGAAAUUGGCAGUCAAAGUGGACAUACGCCUCCAGGAAGUCGGAACUCAACGCCAGUCCUCAGGGCUAGCUCUAUGAAAAGUAGUCCGGGGAAAAGAAGCGUUGAUAAUGAUGAUGAUGAUUCUGACGAAGCUCCAAAGAAAAAAAGAAAUAAGCUUCUCAAAAAAACCCAGCUAGCCAAACUCAAAGGAUUAAAUGUAAAGAAAAUGGGGGGUCAAAUGCUAACCAGUAACCUAAGUUUCGAGAGCAAAAUUACCGAUAAUGAAUAUGACGAUGGAGACGCAGAUGAUACUGGAGAUAAUAGCUAUAUCUCUAAACCUUCUAGAAAUAGGACUCUAAAAAGCAUGACAAAAAUGAGUGUAGAAAAGCCGAAAUCAAAACCCGUCAAAAAAUUAAUGAGACCUAAAAAAACUUCAACAACCGGAAAUUCGGCAUCGUUUACCAAAAGGGCUACAACGGAAUCAAAAAGCGUUAGUAGCAGGCAAGUUAAUGGAACAACACCCCCUAGUGAAGAAAGUUCUCAAACGAUGAGCUCCCCAAAUGGUGAAUAG
Molecule: messenger RNA, 1308 nt
Organism: Blumeria graminis f. sp. triticale
Lineage: Eukaryota; Fungi; Ascomycota; Leotiomycetes; Helotiales; Erysiphaceae
Source: the annotation of a GenBank genome assembly